Pelecanus crispus (Dalmatian pelican) is the source of this 2138-nucleotide messenger RNA. Lineage: Eukaryota; Metazoa; Chordata; Aves; Pelecaniformes; Pelecanidae. The record is from RefSeq and is a predicted model, not a curated record.
AUUGGUGCUGUUCCUUUAGCUGCUUUAGGAGCUCCUGCUCUUGAUCCUGCCCUAGCUGCUCUUGGGCUUCCUGGAGCAAACUUAAACUCUCAGUCUCUUGCAGCAGAUCAACUACUAAAGCUUAUGAGCACAGUGGAUCCAAAGUUGAACCAUGUAGCUGCAGGUCUUGUUUCACCAAGUCUGAAAUCAGAUACCUCCAGUAAAGAAAUAGAAGAAGCUAUGAAAAGAGUACGAGAAGCACAGUCAUUAAUUUCUGCUGCUAUAGAGCCAGACAAAAAAGAUGAAAAACGAAGGCAUUCAAGGUCAAGGUCACGCUCAAGGAGGAGGAGGACACCUUCUUCAUCUAGACACAGACGGUCAAGAAGCAGAUCAAGGAGAAGGUCCCAUUCAAAAUCAAGAAGCAGGAGGCGAUCUAAAAGUCCAAGGCGAAGAAGAUCUCAUUCCAGAGAGAGAAGCAGAAGGUCUAGGAGCACAUCCAAAACCAGGGAUAAAAAGAAGGAAGAGAAAGAAAAGAAACGUUCUAAAACUCCCCCCAAAAGCUACAGCACAACUAGACGAUCAAGAAGCACAAGCAGAGAAAGACGACGUAGAAGAAGCAGGAGUGGAACACGGUCACCUAAAAAACCCAGGUCUCCUAAAAGGAAAAUGUCCCGGUCCCCAUCUCCAAGAAGACAUAAAAAGGAAAAAAAGAAGGAUAAAGACAAGGAGAGAAGCAGAGAUGAGAGGGAGCGGUCAACAAGCAAGAAAAAAAAAAGCAAAGACAAAGAGAAGGAUCGAGAACGAAAAUCCGAGAGUGAUAAAGAUGUGAAAGUCACAAGGGAUUAUGAUGAAGAAGAACAAGGAUAUGACAGCGAGAAGGAGAAAAAGGAAGAAAAGAAAAUGGCAGAUUCUUCCUCCCCUAAAGUAAAGGAGUCUGCCGCUGAUAAAGGAAGUGGAGAUUCAGCAAGGGAAUCCAAAGUAAAUGGGGAUGAUCAUCACGAAGAGGACAUGGAUAUGAGUGACUGAAUUUUGCCUUUGCAGUGAACACAGCUGCAGACGUGCAUCAGUGUCAUUCCUGUGUGAUUCUUUUAUGCUGUACUUGUUAAUCCUAAAUCUAGAUGUAUACAGCUCUAAGCUAUACCUGGUUUGUAAGUCUCCUGAUACUAACUCACAUCAAAAGCUUUAUAGAAAGGUAACCAUUCUUGUUAACGGCCAAAAGGGAUUGCAUAGCCAAGCAAUUUUUACUAACUUGGUGAUGCUUCAAGCAACAGUAAAAAGCUGCAUGCAUCUACAGCAGGCAUGGACUGUUUGUUGUAUGAUCUCCUUUAGUAAAUCAGCUCACUUAUGAUAGUGUUUCUAGAAUUUGAUUCAUUGCAGUAAUAGAGCAGUAUAGGGAAUGCACUGACUGCAUGUUGAUUGUGGCAGAAACAUCCUAAAUGUUCUAAAGUCCUACAACAUAUGGUGGAUCUACUUAAGGGUCUUAAGUGUGACUACACAAAAAAAAAUUGACAGUACAUCUGAAAAGAAGCAUUCUGAUAUAGAUAGUUUUUGGGUUGUUUUUUUUUUAAGCCAUGUGGCUGGGGUUGUUUUUUGUUUUGUUUUGUUUUUUUCCCGGUGGGUUUUGUUUGGCUUUGACAAAGUUAAAAUGCACUAACCUUUUUGAGGGCUUUUUUUAAUCUGUCAGUUCAAAUCCAUCUCAGGUGACUUGUAAUGGUUCUUAACUUUCCUUCUUGAGCCUUGGGAAGUGAAAAUCUCUGAUCGGUGCCCAGUGAUUAAAGGUUGAUUUGUGCAGUUUUCAUAAUCCAGGUAAUUUUAUUUGUUACGGAUCUAAACACAUUGCAAAAAGGUAGUGCAUUUUAAAAUUGACCUUCGUAUGCUUUUAAAAGCAAGUCUACUUGAUAAUGUACUUUUUACUUGAUCUCAAGUUGUAUAAACUAAUAAAUUUGUGUUUACUGUCACUGCAGUAGUAAUCUUAUGCACACAGUGAUUCCAUGUUAUAUGCAAAGUAGUUAGACAAGCUGUUUUCUUAGUUACAGAAGUUCAAGAGCUUUUACUUUUGUGCAGGUAAAAAGACAAAAGUAGGCUACAGUCUGUGCCAUGUUGAUGUACAGUUUCUGAAAUUGUUUUACAAAACUUUGAUAAUAAAACCCUUAAACUUA